CAGUCACUUGACCACAAUGUGGCUUUAUACACAUUUUGGGUGUCCUGGUCUGGAAGUGUGCACUGUGGAACCCUCUGUAGGUCUAUGCAGACAUUGUGCCUAUCCACACAGCACAAGUAUCAGCAGCUGGAGUAAGCAGAUCCAGGUUAGGUUUGACCUGGUGCAGAUGCAGGAGGUCGGUGACGUCAGUGAGGCCUGGAGCCUGGAAGAUGACAUGGUGGAUGGAGACCUGGGUGAUGGGAUGAGGGCCAGAGAAACUCCCAACUCAACCGGGAAGAAGAGCCAAAGCUUUGCAGGUCUCUCAGAGAGCCUUCUACUCAGAGCAGAGCUGGUCAUGCGCAGCAGUCAGGUAGGAGAGGCAGUCUGGAUCCCUGCUCUAAAGACUGCAGAGAGGGCCCGCUGGAAGUUACCACACUUCGGGUCUUUGGUUGACUUGUCCAAAGAUGAACUGAGAGAAAGGCUACAGGAAGCAACUGAGGUGAUCGAUGUGUUAUGCUGUGAGCUGGAUGUAACACAUCGCUACCUUGAAGGGAAAUUUGAAGCUCUGAAGAUCUUACAGGGGAAGGCCAUUCUUGACAAAGCCACGAGUCACACUAAAAGUCUACUCCAGAAAAGCGAGGAGAAGGCCAAAGCUCUGGAGAAGGAGGUGAACAGCUUACAAUGGGAACUCAGCUUCCAUCAGGAGCAGAUGAAGAAGUUGGAGCAAUCCUGGGAGCAGCAAUACAGCAGACUGUUGAAUGAGAACCAGACUCUGACUGACAAUAUGGCAGAAAUAGACACCGAGAUUCAGCGGCUUCGAGCAGAAAACUCCACUCUAAGUCGGCAGUACUUGGAGGUCUUCUCUAUGCUGAAUGCAAAGGAGCAGAGAGUUUACCAAGGAACCAAACCUCAGUCCGGCCCAGAGAGAGACGCCAGUGUUCUGGAGAUGGCAGUGCUGGGGGCCUGCCGUUGUCGUGGUGUAACUGAAGCUUGUCGUUGCAGUCGGAUUGCUGCUGCAAGCAGGAAGCAGCUCGUUCAGUUGCAACAGGAGCUUGAUGCUCAGCGCUCAAGGAGAGAGGAAGCCUUGAUGGUUGCAGAUGCUUUUCGUAUUGCCUUCGAACAACAACUGAGGAAACGAAGCGAACACUUCCUACUAUUGGCCGAGGCCAAUAUCCUAAAAUCCCAUCACUGGAAAGCUGAAGGUCCUAACGGGAAUCCUUUAGUCAGUGUAAGCAGGAGGCUGAGGGGGUUGCUACCAUCUACUUUGGAGAUGAAGCCGCCUAAGGAUCUUUUAGAGACUCUCUACAAACUGCUGGACUUGCUGAAUGACAAGGAGGAGGCCCUGGCUCACCAGAGGAAAGUGAGCAUCAUGUUAGCCCACAGUGCAGAGGAGCUGCAGAGACAGUUGCAUCUAGAUUCACAUUCUCAACUGUCAGACCAAUCAGAGUCCAAGAUCAAAUCAAAGCAAGACCCAUCAGUGAACCAGAGCCAAUCUCAGCAAACAUCUGAUGCCUCAGAAUCUAAAAUAAUAGAAGUCUCAACCAGCCUUCUAACACAGCCAAAACAAGAGCUAUCUGAGUCCCAGCUUCAGCUUGGCCAACCACCACAACUGUCAGAAUCCAGGACAGAACUACAGCAGCUGCCCGAUCUAUCACAGAAACAUCCAGUUACUGUAUCUCCAAAACAGCCAGAAGUCUGAAAUUUAGCUGUCAGACCCAUCAGAAUCCUAAUCCCUCCACAAGAUCUACCAGAUGCCAUGUCUCAGCUGCAUGCACAGCAGUGGAGGUUUAAGAACAAAGCAGGGUGUGGAUGUAUCUGAAAUUUAAUGUAAGAGCGUGUUUUGGCCUGAUGACUCACUGUUGUGCCAGCAACUACAUGAGCCCAAACAAAUGUGGCCCUCAGAAAAAAAGGGGUCGUAAACUAAAACUUAGCAUUACAUAAACUGUAAACUUGACUUACCAAGACAAAAAGGUUGCGACUGAACUUCUCUCAUGAAUUCCUUACUUUGCAAUAUGUGAGCCAUUUUCUGCUGGUGCUGUCACUGAAGUGAAUUCUUUAUGCACAACUUAAUUUCUGUUGUAGGUGUUGAUCUACAAAUAUAUGUAACAUAGAAGGCUCAGGAUCAGUAACACAACUUAAAUCUGCCUGCGUACUGCACGGUUGUUCAGUGGUUAGCACCGUCACCUCACAGCUAGAUCCCCGGUUCGUCCUGGUUAGGAUG
This is a messenger RNA of Stegastes partitus (bicolor damselfish), 2200 nucleotides long. RefSeq names its product coiled-coil domain containing 125 (gene ccdc125). The transcript is spliced from 12 exons. NCBI's taxonomy places the organism in Eukaryota, Metazoa, Chordata, Actinopteri, Pomacentridae. The record is from RefSeq and is a predicted model, not a curated record. Gene Ontology annotation, biological process: negative regulation of cell motility; negative regulation of Rho protein signal transduction. Gene Ontology annotation, cellular component: cytoplasm. Bases 17 to 1678 code for a protein of 553 amino acids.